AUGAAGAUCACCCCACGAAGAUGUCUCAGAAAUGGAGUAAUAAUACUGAUUAUCUUCGGCCUUUUGAGCUGCUUUAAAGUUCUCUGGCGGCCAAAAGUAACAACAGUUAUUAGAAAACCUCCAUCUAGACUUCAGUGGGUUCAAGGUCAACCAACAAGGAAGCCGGCAACUCAGAUUGACUAUCCAACUCACACAACUGAAAUAAACGACAGUAGUACAUCCCUGCUGGACAAAUCACGAAUCCUAAUUCUUGUCUACACUAAAUUUUGGAAUGAGGAAAGGUGGGUUGGUGAACUACGAGGCGAGUGCUUUUUGGAUUAUGAGACUCAGUGCCCGUUAGAGAAAUUUGAGGUGACGUACGAUAAAAAGCGGUUUGCGGAGAGCGAUUUGGUGAUUUUUCACGCCGCUGCGGUAAACAUGCCAAGUUUAAAGCACCUAAGAUCAUUAUCAAAGAACAGGACAUCUUCGCAGCGAUGGGUUUAUCAGAGUAUGGAAAGUCCCAUGUCAACGCCUGAUCCAGAGCCGUUGAACGGACUGUUUAACUUAACUUGGACAUACAGAGGAGAUGCUGACUUCUCGGCAGCCUACGCAGCCUAUGUCCCCCUAAGCCCCGAAGAAAAGUUAAAUAAAAUGGCAUCUUUUACGACAGACUUUAGUCAAGGAAAAUCAGAACUUGUAGCCUGGCUAGUUAGCAAUUGUCAAUCUCAACUACGAAUGUCUUUUGUACGGGAACUGAAAAAGUACAUUAAAGUUGACGUUUUCGGAUCAUGUUCCCGAUUGUUUGGCAAUCCACGAAUAUGCUCGAAAUCAUAUGAGAAACACUGCCUAAAGAGGUAUAAAUUCUAUCUUUCUUUUGAGAAUGUGAUGUGCAAGGAUUACAUCACUGAAAAAUACUAG
Molecule: messenger RNA, 897 nt
Organism: Porites lobata
Lineage: Eukaryota; Metazoa; Cnidaria; Anthozoa; Scleractinia; Poritidae
Source: the annotation of a GenBank genome assembly